Schistocerca cancellata (South American locust) is the source of this 2569-nucleotide messenger RNA. RefSeq names its product lachesin-like. Lineage: Eukaryota; Metazoa; Arthropoda; Insecta; Orthoptera; Acrididae. Gene Ontology annotation, cellular component: neuron projection membrane. The annotation marks the transcript as partial. Gene Ontology annotation, biological process: synapse organization. The record is from RefSeq and is a predicted model, not a curated record. The transcript is spliced from 6 exons.
UUUCCAGGCUACUCGUGGGGCACGCCCAGUCGCGACUGGAGGACUCCGGAGCCGCACGGACUGCCCCCACCUAGCUUCGAACCCACGGACACCAGCAUCACGGCGCUCGCUGGGCAGACGGUGUACCUGCCGUGCAGAGUGGCGCACCUCGGUGACAAAGUGGUGUCGUGGAUCCGGUCGCGGGACCUGCACAUCCUGACGUCCGGCGUGCUGACGUACACGUCGGACUCGCGGUUCGAGGUGCUGCACGGCUCCGAGCCGGACUCGUGGACGCUGCGGCUGGUGGGCGUCCGGCACGAGGACGGCGGCCGCUACGAGUGCCAGGUCAACACCGACCCCAAGCUCAGCCUGCCCGUGCACCUGCACGUCAGAGAACCAAAUCAAAAUCAAGGUGAUUCUCCGUAUUCAUCAGACACCGGAUGGACGUGGAAGCCGGGUACGCACACAGGCGCGGCGGAGUCCCGCAUCCUGGGCCCCACGGAGCAGGUGGUUCGCGAGGGCAGCACCGUCACCUUCACCUGCGAGGCGGCCGCCCUGUCCACGCCUUCUCCGGGCGCCGCGCCACUCCACUGGCUGCACGACGGCCGGCUCAUCAGUCUGCAGGCGCAGCGCGGCGGCUUCAGCCUGGAGACGGAGCGCGGCCCGACGCUGGUGACGAGCCGGCUGACGGUGGCCGGCGUCACCGAGGCGGACAGCGGCCGCUACACGUGUCGCCCGCCCGGAGCGCGGCCCGCCACCGUCUCCCUCACCGUCAUGCUGGGUGAGCACACAGAAGCGAUGCAGGGCGCCGGGUCGACGUCAUUCGCUGUCCGGCUGUGGGGGCAGCCGGCCUCUGCGCUUCUCGGCGUCGCCGUUUCCUGCUGGUGGCGCUCCUGGGCGAUAGCCACAGCCUCCUGAGACGUCGAAGUCUGCACCAACGUCCCGCUGAGUCGGCCUGAUACAUACAGUGACUUGGAGUGGAUGCUCGGCGCUGACUUACUGUGAAAGACACUGCUGGUGGAAUAUUUUUUGCCAGCUAGCCAUCACUGACUUCACCGUCUAUGACAGAUCUCUGUCAUGUCCUUUACUUGACUUCUCGCGUGCGACAUGACUGAAACACUAGCAUCGCAGUUCGCUGGUAUAUUUCUUAACUGCCUCCGCAACACGUUGAUAACAGUCAUUUGUAACAGUGCAAAAAAGUUGAUUUGCAAUUCUAGAAUGACCUGCUACAGAAAUUGAUACUGGCUUUAAGUGCAGACAAGAUUUGCAUAUUGACAGUUAAAAAUUCAUUACGAAAUAAAAACCAACAUAUAUAUGAUCCUUUUCGGAAAUACUCUGCAUUGUGGUGAUUGUUUCGCAACUUAUUUCUGUGUAAACAUAUGAAUCUAAGGCUUAAAUAUUGGUUGUUGAGCAGGUGUCUGUCAGUACGAUAACGAGAAAAAAGUGAAGGAAGAAAUUCGCUCAUGUCAAAUUAACUUGUCAAGAUAACCUUGUACAUGUAAACAACACAGUUAAGGUGCUAAGGUGACUGCGGUAUGUCGCGGAAUCGAAGCGUCUUGAUGAUAUACAUGCCUCCCUCUUUUUAUUCACUAUUGAAAGACAUGAUCUGCCAUGUAGAUUACAGCUUCGUUGAGACCUUUGUACACGUAAAUUCCUAGAAAAUUGUAUCAGUGGCGGAAUAGUUUGGCUGUUAGGCAACACUGGCUUCCCGAUCUAUUGGCAGACUUCUUUCGCGUUAUUUAGUUGCAUUCGCAUUUGAUAAUACCUACAAAUUUAUCCUCGCAAUUCAUUACAGUCUUUAUUAACCAUGGCACAGCAUGUUAAUAACAGUGGUCUGUAAGUGUUAGUGCAAAACUGAAUUAUAAUUCUAGAAUUUGAGGAAAUAUGACAUACUGAAUAGAGAUUAAGAGACCGAUUACGUUCUUUUAUCUUCUACAGCUUUUUAUGACACAAUCACAUCAUUUAACUGCAGAAUAAGAUGUAAAUAUAAAAUGUGCCGACUGAAAUAUUCCUUUUACGAAUGAAGGCACAUACCAGUAGACAACGAGACGAUUUCACACCUCCUAAAAAAACCUCGAGCUUUACCUACCGUUGCCUUCAGGGUUGCUGACAACGCAACGGAAACCGCUUGUAACAUGUGUCUUCAGUUGUGAUUUUAUUCUUUCUUAUCAUUACGUAAAUAGCGACAUGACUACUAAAGCCGGUGCAUCAGAUAGCUGCUUAUAAUAAGUAAUCUUUAUUUACGACAGACCGUUUCGGCUGUUUGCCAUUUUCAAGUAUGUCUGCAUUGAUGUGACGUCCAUAUUAUGUCGUUAGUGGACUGUCAUAACUGUCAUUGUUUGAUUAAGAAGUAAAUGAUGUCGAUAUGUUGAAAAUCAAAUGUUAAUUACAAUGUGACAGUAGUUUGACAGUUCCAUUCUGGCGAUGUUGUAUGUUUUCAACAUAUUGACAUCAUUUACCAUCUUAUUCACACAGUGAGAGUUAUAAGACAGUCCACUAACAACAUAAGUGGACGUCACAUCAAUCUAGACGCACUUGAAAAUGCCGAUAAAACUGAAACAGCCUGUCGUAGAUAAAAAUUACUUAUUAC